AUGUCUGUAUCUCAAGAAUUGCUAAACUUCAUCUACGUCUACUGGAAGUGGAUGUUUCCAUUUGUUGGUGUCGCCUAUCUUGUCUCAAAUCGCUUCCAAAAAGGCCUGCAUCGGAUUCCGGGGCCAUGGCUCAACAGCUUCUCGACCUUACCACGAAUGUGGUCUGUCUACAAAGGGAAGCAUCAUCUUGAGGAUCUUGACCUACACGCUCGAUACGGCAAGGUUGUGAGGGUCGCUCCGAAUCUUGUUCUGGUGUCUGACACCUCUGAGAUCAACCAGAUCUACGGCAUCAAUACGCAAUUCAUCAAAUCACCCUUCUACGAUCUAUCUGCCGUCUAUGAUAAUGAGGGCCUGGUCCCGGACACUUUUGUGCUCCGCCAAAAUAAAGCCCUGCAUUCCCGGAUGAAGCGCAAUGCGGCCAAUGCCUACAGUGUAAACGGCCUGAUGCAGUUCGAGCCGUGGAUCGACCCCGUAAUUGAAAAGCUCCUUUCGAUCUUUGAUCGUCAUGCAGCGAGCGGGAUGGCAUUCGACAUGGGGGAUAUGCUAAAACGCUUUGCUAUGGAUGCAGUCUGCAGUCUGACGUUCGGAAGCGACUUCAACUAUCUGGAAAAGGGCGACGAGAUGAAAUUUCUGAAAUCAAUGUCCCUUUUUACCGCUUAUAUGUCGAUUUUUGGCCAUGUAGCUUGGCUUCACCCUAUUCUUCUGGGCAAUCCCUAUAUAGCUAGAAUCGUUUCUGGCGGUGAUUCUUCCAACGAUGCCAUGCUGGAAAUUUCUGGCCAUGAAUUGGGUAAAUUUCGAGAAUCUCCUCCAGCGGAAGGCGAUGCCAUGACAUUCCUGAGCCGUCUCGCUCUGAACCAAAGCACAAAUCCGAAAUUGAUCACCGACCGCGAGAUCUUGACACACGCGUUUGGAAACAUAUCCGCGGGUUCCGAUACGACUGCAAUUGCCAUGGGCUCCGACAUUUAUCAUUUGCUUGUGAACCGAGCUGCCUACGAUCGUCUCGCAGACGAGAUUCGCAGCCAGCUAUCUCUACCUGUUGGUUUCCAGGAAGCCAAUGCUCUUCCUUAUCUGAAAGCGGUCGUGCAAGAGGCAAUGCGUAUGCAUCCAUCAGUGGGCCAAGUCCUAGGACGCAUAGUUCCUCCUGCAGGGGCGACUGUUGGUGGCUUCAAAAUAGGUGCCGGUGCCGAGGUCGGAAUGUCUCCUUGGGUAUUACAUCGUGAUCCGGAGGUCUUCCCAGAGCCAGAUUCCUUCAAACCAGAGAGAUGGAUUCUUGGGGAAGGAGUGAGAGACGAGGAGCAUCUCAGACAGAUGAACCGCUCAUUCUUUUCGUUUGGCCACGGGACUCAUACAUGUACCGGGAAACAUAUCAGUCUAAUGGAGGUGACAAAACUCAUUCCUACCCUUCUUUUAAGGUACGAUUUAGAGUUGGCUGAAGUUGGACAAACUCUCAAGUUUAACAAUUGGUGGUUUACCCAACACCAUGACCUCAGGGCCAAAAUAACUCGCCGGUAA
Messenger RNA from Clonostachys rhizophaga, 1512 nucleotides. Lineage: Eukaryota; Fungi; Ascomycota; Sordariomycetes; Hypocreales; Bionectriaceae. The record is from the annotation of a GenBank genome assembly.